Capronia coronata CBS 617.96 is the source of this 3036-nucleotide messenger RNA. RefSeq lists its product as uncharacterized. The transcript has a single exon. The coding region runs from base 1 to 3036 and encodes 1011 amino acids. Lineage: Eukaryota; Fungi; Ascomycota; Eurotiomycetes; Chaetothyriales; Herpotrichiellaceae. The record is from RefSeq and is a predicted model, not a curated record.
AUGGACACCGGUCUAAAGAAGCUAUGGAGCCGUCGAAGAAGCAAGGGUCACGAUGGUAUGCAAGACUCUGGGGUGGGCAGUCUGCGGAAGAGUCAGAGUACCGAUAAAAGUGGUCGGUCCAGCAAAAACAGCCCCCGCGCAACCCAGGGGCAGCAUUACUCGAUAGACCAUGCUUCCAGUGCUGCGAGUCCGAUGUCGACGGCGACCAGCGCUCCGCGACUGGGGUUCGCUGGCAGAAUGCAGGCUAUACCGGACGGCACCUCGAGGCCUUCGACCUCAGUCUCACGGCCCGAUACCUCUGGUACGGAUAGUCUAAUGAGUGCUGUCAAUCGUGCGGCGGAUGCCAUCGCUAUAUCAGACCAACACUAUCGAGACUCAGAGGAUGUUUACUCCAAAACCCAUCUCCGAACUAAGGCUCCGCGAUACGUUGACAUAUUUGCCGUCACCACUUCGGAUGGCAUGACUUCUCCUUCAAAAUACAAUGAAGAUGUUGCAGAACGCAACUUGAAUCUCACACAAGUAGCGCUCGAAAGCUCCCGGAAUGGGUAUUUCUCUUCCUCGAAAUAUCAGGAAGACGUCGCCAUCAGGAAUGCAUCCCCGACGUCGCCUUCAACCAUAAGUGCUAAGGCCUCUCCUUCGGCCUAUCAGGAGGGAUUCGUCCGUUUACACCCCACCGAGCGACCGAACGGUGUGUCAAGCAGGAUCGGCGAAUAUCCCAGGCUAUCUAGAAAACCUGAAGAUCGCCCUAUAUGGACGGAUCAGAAUAUGCAAGGUCCCAAUGGUUCUCACUUUCGCCAACAGAGCGAUCGGACAUUCGAGGGUCAUCAAGCGCAGGAUGCAACACUCGCUCCCGGGCACCAACUCAAAGGACUUGCAUUGACCACUGAGGAUACAAGCCAUAUGUCUCUGAUAGGCCCCAAUGGCUCAGACGCAACUGCGUAUAGGUCUUUGGGGCCUAUCGUCAAACAUGCUGGAAGCCGUCCAAGCCAGGAAAUCGUGCGGAACCAGACUCUUCGCAGCUAUCAGCUUCCACCGUCUGAUGUGUCUCAGACUAGACCAAGUGAACCCCCACAAACUUCACAGUCUAAAAGUGCGAGCUAUAUGAAAGGCACAACUAGUUCGCAAGGAGCUGCAUAUCCUGUGCGGUCACCCUCAAGUCUUAGUAACGGCUCUUCCGUCAGGCGCGCAAUCAAACUUCCAAAUCGCACAAUCCUGGACUUGACUGGGGAUGAUUCAGACGUAUUUUCUGAAAUAACUCCCGAGUCAAACUAUAGCUCAUCCCCUGUCAUCGGAAACGCAACCCUCGACACCUUGCGCAGGAUUCCAGGGUCUGCCGUUAUUGGACCCACAACAGAGGACAGGACUACUGUUUCAAGUUCUCCCCGGGCAAAUACAACCUCUACGCUUUCUGACGAGGUGCGAAUCGAGGCUUCUCAGCUCGCGCAAUCCGAGCAAUUUCGAGACGGUGUUUCAGAAUCAUUGGCCCGAGACGCUCGAGCAAGGUAUCCCCGAUCUACGAGCGCUUUCUCAGCCGUUAACACCAUUGCCACCUCAUCGCCUCGCGCGAGUGUGGUAUUGGAAGCCCUAAGUACAGCGGGAAUUGAUUCUGUUACUGAAGGACAUGGACAAACGAAUGGAUCAACCGCUGAGCAGCAAGUGGUGACAGAGAAACGACCACUGCGCCAACCUUCCAUAGAGAAAGAGUCUACCGAAGACAAAGAGUCAGCGGAGACCCAGGCUGAAGCUGGUCGUCGCUCGAUCCGGCAAGCAUCUGUUCCACGCUCUGAAGCGACCGUCAAUGGAAGCGCUGCCAUGUCUCAGCAGAAGCAAGAAGCUGUCCCUGAUAAAGAACGGCCACAAGCAUCGGAAUCGACGACAUCAUACCUACGAGAGACGUCGUCUAGACCGUCACUUCAGCCACACAGCCAUGAUGUACCUUCCGAUGGUCUGCAUGCAAAUGAUCAAGUGGGUGCAAACAGUAUGCCUGGGGUGAUCACAAGAGAUUUCGCCAACAUGGCAACUAGAUCCACGCUCAGUAGCGUGCCUGAAGACACAGAAUCUGACGGUGCUGGACGUGCGAAAAGACCACAGGUUCGAGAUCAGGGGCGGUCUCAAAGCCAUGACCCAAGCCAUGGUAGACUGUAUCAUGCCGGCCAAGUCCCCAGGUAUAGACCGCCCAUAUUUGCGUCCACGAUCGAUGAGGCUGAACUCGCUCGGAAACAAGACGAGGCUCGUGCGGCGUUGAUCCGACUACAAGAAAGCUUGAACGAGACCUUCCUAGAUUCUGCACCGGCACCUGUAGUGCGGUCGUCGUCAAGAGCUGGGGUGUCGGGACGGACCAUGUCUCCUCACCGCAGCAAUUCUGCGGCCUCAUCGUCCAUCUUCGCGCGGGUCAGGAACAGGUCACCGAUUCCACCAGAGAUCAAGGUCGAAACUGACGAAUCGGCCGCCGACGGUAGAUCCGAGACCUCUUACCAUAAUCUCACGACACUGAGAAUCUCAGAUGGUUCUGGAUCCUCCGGCCUGGCAGGUCAACACAACCAAGAACGUCAAACCCGCAAUGAGAAAGGCAAGCAGAAGGUAGAGGCGGGUCCUGACCCCAACGGCCCAGGCCCGCCUGUUUUCACCCAUGAGAUCGAUUCAAGACGGUCACCGUCACCAUCUCUGCCACUCCCAUCUCUGCUCCUUGACAAGGGACAUGACUCAGGCCCUCAUUAUGGCCGUCAGCAACAGCCUCCGCCGAGCCCGGGUGAAAUCUCACUUUCUAGCUUUCCUAUUCCUGUCUCAUCGCCCCAGCAUUCGGCGACAAGACCGACGAGCAAUAUCACUGGACCAUCUCAGGCCUCCAGUGGAGAACAGCAACAGCAACAUACCCGAGUAUCUAUGCAUUCGCGUCAGAGCAGCAGCAAUGCAGGCAUGCGGCGGCAGUCAAGCCAACGGAGCCAAUCCAGCAGCGCUUCUGCGUUCAGCAUUCCGUAUCAUAUGAUCCCCGGACGAUCGAGUAGCAUUCGAGAUCAGUCAGUAGCGGAAUACUAG